AUGUAUAAAGUGUUGCGCUCCUAUACCAAGAAGGCGGAACGUAAGCAUGAAUUAACUCGAUCAACUGCCAACACCGCUGAAAAAGUUAAUGGUUAUUCGGUAACUGAUGGUACUGCUUCAUCUCCUAUUUACAAUAUAUCACCAUCUUAUGGUAUCGGUGUUGGCACAAUAGAAGAUGUACGUAAUGGCCAGGUUGUUCCAGUAGAUAGAAAUGGACAUAUUGAAGCUGCAUGGCCUGGUGGACAAGCAUUCUCGGAGAGUUCUUCCUAUGAAGCGCGAGAACAUUUUGAGCGUAAAGUUCAGCGUGUUAAGAAAACACGCGGCGAACGAGACAGUAAUCGGAAAUCUAAGAAAAGCAAAGUGUCAGAAGUACUAUCCAGCAUAGACGGUACUUCAGCACGAGAUGCUCUAUUACAGUGGGCGCAAGAUGUUACACGUGGAUACCCAGGCGUUAAUGUCCGUAACUUUACUAGCAGUUGGAGAGAUGGUUUAGCCUUUAAUGCCAUCCUUCAUCGUUAUCGACCAAAUCUUAUACAAUGGAGUAAAAUAAUUGGCGAAGGUGUAUCAGCUCGCGAUCGUUUGAACAAUGCAUUCGCAGCAGCUGAAAGUGAAUUCGGUGUAUCCAGACUGCUGGAUGCAGAAGAUGUUGAUGUGGAUGUGCCGGAUGAGAAGAGUAUCAUCACCUAUGUCUCUUCCCUAUACAACGCUUUGCCACAUACUAGUGAAUUGAGCAGAUAUGAGGAUGUGAUGUAUGAAUAUGAACGUGAAGCGGCGGAAUGGUUACACUGGGUAGAGCGAGCUACCCGUCUCAUGGAUGAUCGUCAAUUGCCAACAAAUCUGGUAGAGUUACGCCGAUUAGAACAUGACCUGGAACGAUUCAAAUCUGAAGAUUUGUCACCAAAAGCACGUGAAAAACAGCGUUUAGCAGAUCAUUACGCUGAACUUCAUCAGCUUUUUGAAUGUACCGAACAUUUGCAUAUUCCUACAGAGCUAAGCACACAAAACCUAGAUCAAUCCUGGCAACGAUUACUUCAGUCACUCAGUGAACGAUUCAGUCUGAUCGAAAAGCAAGUCGGAGUUCAGGGUUCAACAACUGAUAUUAUUAGUCGAUUGGCGCGUGGUAUUGGAAUAACGAAUGAGAAACUGGAUCAUAUUUUGAACAGAAUUGAAGAUGCGGAAUCACGAAUUGAUACAUUACGACCAGCAGACUUGCAGCGCCUUAUUGAUGGGAUUAUUGAUGAUCUCAUAGCACUGGAAGCACCGAUUAGUGGAUUUUUUGAGGACGUGGAUCAACUUAAACGUUUGCGUCAUUCAGAAGCAAAUGAUUAUUAUCAACAGGUAUAUGGAUUAGAACAGCGUCGUCAGGCUUACCUCUCGGGAAUGCGGACACAGUUUGUGACACGUCUUGGUAUCCGAACGGAACAAUUAAUGCGAGAGAAUGAACAACGACGUGAAUCAAUACGUCGUACAACGUAUGGGCGCGUAGAAGAUUGCAUACAAUGGGUUCGUUCACGUCUGGAAAAAUUAUCGGCGAUGGAAUUUGUCGAAGAUCUGGAACAGCUAGAAGGCAUGUUUGAAGAACACAAAGUUGACAACCAUGAAAUACAAGACUUUCGACAGAAUGUUGACGAAUGUAUUGCUAGACAGGCUGAGAUAUCUGCGGAAGAUACACAUGAAUAUUGCGAACUACUUAGUAUAUUGGAAAGUGAAUAUCAGCAGCUGCGAGAUUUAUCAGCCGGGCGUAUGCUUGAUUUGGAUACUUUGAUUGCUUUUAUCCGUGGAGCACAGCAUGAAAUUGUUUGGAUCAAUGAGAGAGAAGAUAUUGAAGUCUCUAGAAAUUGGUCUGAUAUUAAACAGCUUGAUUUACCAAUGCUGCAGAAUUAUUACAAACAGCUCCUUCAUGAAAUCGAACUUCGAGAGCCACGUUUCAACGAUGUGCAUAACAAAGGUGCAGCCCUUCUAAAUCAAGGUCAUCCAGCUAUUCAUGUAAUUGAAUUUUAUCUGAAUGCAAUGCAGCGGAAGUGGGAUUGGUUGUUAGCACUGUCAAAAUGUCUCGAACAACACCUUCGCGAUGCGCUUAACCUCAAUUCGUUCAUGGAGGAUGCGAAUACUGCAGAAGAAUGGAUGAUAAAGCAGUCCGAAAUGUUGGAAAGGAAAUACAGUAGAAGUGAAUUUUCAUUAGAAGAAGGUGAACAAAUGUUGCGCGAAUUGGAUGAAAUCAGUGAAUUAAUCAAAAAAUAUCAUAGUAUUUUGAUGACACUUACGGAACGAAGUUCCCAAAUUCCACCCCUAUGGCAACGCGGUGAGCGGACUCAAAGACCGAUUUCGAUUAUUGCUUUGGCUGAUUACACCGAUAAAGAUAUUACAAUUAGAGAAGGUGAUGAAUGUAUCUUGACCGACAAUUCGGAUCUGAUCCAUUGGAAUAUUCGUGGACCAGGUGGCUCAGAAGUCUUGAUACCAUCUGUGGUGUUCCGUAUUUUACCGCCAGAUGCUCGCAUCACAACAUAUCUUAAUCGAUUACAUACAAGUUUGGAAAAGUUACGCCGGCUUUGGGGUCAGAAACAUCGAAUGGUACGAUACAAUAUGGUGCUAAAUACAAUGACUCAGAUACGUAAUUGGAAUCUGAACACUUUUGCUGCAAUGACUCCAGAGGAAAGGGAUACGAUCAUUAAAGCUUUGAAUGAUGAUGUUCACAAACUGCUUUCCGAGCUGGAAUCGAAUGAUCCAUUGGCAAUGCGACUUAAGGAAGAACUAAAACUAACCAAUGAACAUUUUUACGAUCUUCUAAAUCAAAUGAAUCGUCCCAAAGAACCGGAAGUUGGAGCUCAGUUUGAUGCGAAAAUUACGGAGUUGCUUGGUAAACUUGAUGAAGCAUAUCGGAAUCUAAAUGAUCGGGUUAUGCAGAACAUUCCAAGAUCACGAGAAGAGCUUGAAAACCUGACCAUUGAACAUAAGGAGUUUGAAGAUGGAUUGCAAACAUUAGAUGUUGAUGUAUCAACUGUGAAUGAGCUGUUUCGUCAAAUUGUUGAACCAACGCCAUCACAACGAGCUAAUUUCGAUCAUUUAAGUGGUCGUUGGGAGGAUUUAUGGGAAUUGUCAAGAAUGUAUGUUGAACGGUUGAAGUCUUUGGAAGCUGUGCUCAAUGGACUCAUUGAGGUAGCUGAUAUUGUACGACAACAUGAAAUUUUACUCAGUUCAUUUGAUGAUAUGCCAGCUUCUUUGGAGAAAUUACGAGGUGUCCAUUCGCAGCUGCUUGAAUUGAAUAUGGUGUUGCAACAGCAGCAGACCAUCGUUGAUGCUGUCAAUCGCAAUAUUGCCCUUUUACGUCAGCAUGUUUCACGAACUCGCCAGUCACCAAAUCACCCAGAUGUUGAUCGAUUAGAAGACGAAGUACAGAUGUCAACCGUUCGUUGGGAAAAUGUUUGUUCACAAGUGGUCGAUCGUUUAAAAACUGCUGAACAUGCUCUACAAACUCAAAUGGUUUACCGUACCGAAUACGAAAACGAAAUCAGAUGGCUUGACAAUGUGGAAACAACCAUUAAUAGUUUGCGUAAACCUGAAGAACUACAUCCAGAGCAGUACCAACAGCAUUUGGAUCAACUUAUUGCCGAGUAUUCUCAAUUACAGGAACGUACUGAGGCAGUAGAAAAUGUGAACCGUGAAGGAGGCAAAUUCAUUCGUGAAGCGAAGGGUUACGAUAAUCGUUUGAUACAAUACAUGGAAAAUGUCAUGAAUAUUCACGGUCCAGACAGCCGGAAUAACUUCCGUCGCUCGAUACCGCAACCGAAGAAUGGGGUCCAGCAAGUAACGGAAGAAUUAGAACAUCUAAAUAGACGAUUUGCUCAACUGAGCUCACUAAUACUUGAACGUCGUAACAUAAUGCAAGUAUUGAUCCAGAACUGGAAACGAAAAAAGCAAGAAGAGGGCGAACGAAGACGAGCUGAAGAGGAGGAAAAACGUCGCCAGUUUGAAGCAGCUCGACUGAAAGCACUGGAGGAUGCUGAUCGUCUUAGGAAGCAACGUAAAGCUGCUGAAGAUGCACGUCGAGCAGCGGAAGAAGCCGAUCGCUUACGCCGUGAGCGUGAGGCGGCGGAGGAUGCAUGUCGAAGAGCUGAAGAUGAAGCACGACGAAGAAUGGAAGAAGAUGCUAGACGUAGAGCAGCAGAAGAUGCAGCUAGACAAAAAGCAGAACAGGCUGAGCGGGAAAGAAAAAGAAAAGAAGAUGGGGAUCGAAGACGUCGUGAGGAAGAAGAACGUCGUCGUCGAGUAGAUGAAGCGGAAAGGGAACGUGAAAGGAAGCGGUUGGAUGACGAACGCCGACGGGCGGAAGAAGACCGUCGUCGGCAGGAGGAGCAUGAACAGCGGUUACGUGAAGAAGAACGGCGUUAUCGUGAGAAAGAACAAAAACCAAAAAUGCCUAACCUGAGUCAUGGCAUACAACAGGCAAUUGUAUCCGAGGGUGGUGAACUGGAAGAAUUUGAAGAGAGUCAGAAUGUUCCGGAAAGAGCGACAAUAGCUGAACAUGAGGAUGAAAUGCAAAUGUACCAAGAAGAAACAAUUACUAAAACACAAUUUUAUGAAAUGGAGGGCAUUUUGCACAAACAAACUGGCGAAAUUUUAACUUUUGUUGAAGCCAUUCGCCAAGGAUUGCUAGAUUUGCAUUCUGGCGGAGGGGAAUUCUACGAUAUUGUUUCGGGUGCUAGAAUUAGUCUGGAAAAAGCUGCAGAAUUGGGAUAUAUUGAUGGUGGUUUCCAUGAAGUGCUUAACACUCAUUAUGGCAUACGUCAUCCAGAAACUGGUGAAAGUUUGUCUCUGUUAGAAGCUAUCCAGAUUGGCUUGUAUGAUCCGGAUAUUCGUCAAUUGCGAGAUAUUGAAACUGCUGAUAUCCUGCCAAUGUACGAUUGCAUCUCACGAGGAAUCAUAACACUCGACACACAACAUCGUUUGGUUAAAAUGGGUGUGUUAAAGCUACCACCCUUGUCACUAGAAAGUGCUAUUGAACAAGGCGUUGUAAAUAAGGAAACAGGCUGCUUCACUGGAAAAUACACGAAAGAGACAAUGCCACUUAAAGAUGCCCUAUAUAAUGGAUACAUUCAGAUUGGUGGAUGCCGUCCGCAUACAAUGAUUGCUAUCACUUUAUCUGACUGUCUUGAAACUGGCCUAAUUGACGGAUAUACGGGCGAAUUUGUGGACAAACAUAGUAGUGAAAAAAUUACCUUACGUGAAGCUGUUUCAAAACAAUAUGCACUCUUAAAUUUGCAUGUUCCAGAAAUAGUGAAAACGGAUGAAAAUCGGCGCAUCACUUUAGGUGAAGCGAUUGUGCGUAAUGCAGUAAAUACUCGUCAAGGGAAUUUUAAUGAUUUCCUAAAAAAUCAGACCCUUACUCUCCAAGAAGCUUUUUUAAGAGAUCUCAUACAAAAACCGCUGACGCUUACAGAAAUCAGUCAAAAAGAUUUAAUUGAUUCAACAAAUAAAUUCAUAGAUGGAGGCACCAGGGGUCGCUUCACAUUAUUAGAAGCAAUUGCUGUUGGUUUAUUGGAUCCAGAUGUACGUCAUAUUGUGGAUCCUGAUGAAAAAGAUGUGAUUUCCAUUACGGAAGCUUUGGAGCGAGGACUACUAGAACCUGAUGGCAGAAUUAUACUUCAUAAGCAGCAGAAAGUUUUUUCUGUAAAUGAGGCAGUUAGUGAUGGAUUAUUGAUCAGACGUGUACGGCAUUCUAUUUUUAAUGUGAAAGGUAUCAAAAAUACGAAGACGGGAGAAAACCUAACUUUUAAUGAGGCUGUAGAUCGUGGUGUAAUUAUACUGCAAGCCGAAAGAAUUGUAGACCUCGCUGCAAAUGAAAGUUUUCUUAUAGCCGAUUGUGCGGACAAAGAUUUGUUGGAUCCCAUGCUUUUUGAGCUCUUAACUACAUCGUUGGGCAUCAGAAAUGGUCCGAAGCAAGAUAUGACAGUGAUUCGCGCUGUAGCAAAAGAAUUCAUUGAUCCCAAAAAAGGUAUUUAUGUUGACAAAAGGUCAAAUAGGGAAUUGUCUCCAAAGCAGGCUUAUGACGAUGGACUGUUGACUCUUAAAGGAGCAUUGCAAUUGUCGGCUUUGCUUGACAUUCAUCCAUCUCUGGUAACACCAGUCAAAAAAAUUGAUCAUAAGAAACGAAUUAGACGACCAGGGCAAAAAGAAGGUGUCACUACUGAUGAAGUGAAGGUAACACUGGCAGAAGCGAUGAGACAAGGUUUAGUCGAUUCACGCACUCAUCGUUUUCGGCAGGGCGACACUGAGAUGAGCUUCGAGGAAGCAUUAAGGCAGGGGUUAAUCCAUCCAUCCGAUGAGUGGAUAGUUCCGUCCAAAACAGGUGCUGGUCCUACUGUAGAAGAAAAGAUAACUGAAUCUGUAACUGAAACAGCGCAGCAAUUAGCGCCGAAGUUUUAUCCAGAUAAAAAUAUUGAAGAAACUGUGACAACUGUUAAGAAAGUGAGAAAAACAGAAACAACGGCAUUGGGAGGUCCAGGCGGUGUAUCUGUUUAUCGCGCAGUUACAGGCAGUAAAGACUCGUUCGAAAUACCAGCUAAUGGUUAUCAUAUUCUGGAGGCAGAACGUAAAGAUUAUGUUAACCUUAAGACAGGAACUGUUUCUAUACCAAAUUUAAGUCGUUCGCUAACUUUGCAAGAAGCAUUUCAACUGGGUAUCCUCGACAGUAGAAGUAUUACUGUCGUUGAUCCAUCCACUGGCAGUCAUGUUCCUAUUGCCGAAGCAAUGAAUAAGAAAACAAUUGACAAAAACGGUUGCAUGGAACGAAAUGGUCAAAUCAUUGAUUUUGAAACUUUGAUUAAUAAUAAGAUAGUACUAGUGGAGGCUGAGCCACCAGUUGGGUUAGGAAGUUCGACAAAGAAAGUGAUACAGUUUUCACCAGGUUCUGAAGCAAUCAUAAGUUUUCAUCCAAUUGGGACUCCAACUGUGGAAGAAACAGAGCAGUCUUGGACAUUCGAUUCAGGUAGAGGUGAACUAGUUGAUCAUAUUACUGGAGAACGGCUUACUCUUGAUGCAGCUCUUGCUUUCGGUAAAAUCGGUCGAGAGGAUCUGCGUGUCUUUGACACCUUGACAGCACGUGAAAUGUCAUUUGAAGAGGCUGAAAAGUGGGGUGUUAUCGAUGAGAAAGACCGUUAUUAUUUGGAUAAACGGGAAAACAAAAGAUAUUCUCUGACCCAAGCGGCAUUGCAGCACCGUGUUUUUCCAACAGGUGGUGUACCCGAAAAUGCUUCUGAUGCGAUCCAUACUACUUAUAAAAUACAAAAGCGAAGUGAAUUAUCGAAAAAGGAAGCACUGUUUGGUGGGCCUGCAGAAUAUGCGGAACAAACGUUGACGAAGGUUCUGAAUUCAGAUCGAUACAAUGCUCAGAGCGGUAAGUUUACUGAUCCGCAGACGCAAAAGCAAAUGUCCUUGAAAGAAUCAAUAAUUAAGGGAUUAUUCAAUCCAUAUGACACAAUCGUACUAGAUAAACAUAGAAUGCGUGAACUUUCAUUUCUAGAAGCCAUAGAUGAAAAUAUUAUUAAUGAUACGGAAGGAACAGUGUUGGAUACAGAAACAGGGAAAUUUGUUGACCUAAAAACAGCUCAUUUGCAAGGCCUUCUAAAAAGCAAAGGUUUAUCUCACAGUCUGGAAGAAGCUUUGGUAUCUGGGAAACUUGAUUUAUGUACAGGUCAAGUGACAACAGCAGAUGGAGGUAGUGUAAAAGUGGAAGAUGCUAUUGCAGCUAAACUUAUCGAUAGCCAAAGCAUCAUUUUCCGGGAUCCAUCAACAGGUGAAGAAUUAUCUUUUAACACAGCGGUUGAGAACAAAAUUAUUGAUCCUAUCAAAGGCAUAGUUUACAUCAAGAAUAUGACUGAAAUAAUGACCUUUCCUCAGGCUCUUACUAGUGGUGUGUUAAUUGGUUCUGGUUCAAGACCGUUUACUCCACAGAAGCCUCAUUCAACACGCCUAGUAGAGCGGAAAUUGCAGUUCACUCCUUAUGCGCCAGAGCCUACUAAAAAUUCGGCAGUUGCUGUUAUGGAACAACGUACUUUGGGUUCAGGACGUCAGGAAAUCGUUGAUUUAGGUGGUGGAAAACAUGUAAUGGUGAAAGUUGUGCGUGGAGAAGGAGGUGUGGAGAGAGGUGAAUACGUUGAUCCAUCAUCUGGGAUGAAGUUUACGAUCCAAUUGCAUGGUGAUCCCUACAUGACUGAGGCCAAGACCGUCGUGAAAAGUACUGCACAGGUGCAGUCUAUUCAGUUGGAACCGCAUGCUGAAUUUGUUGGGAUUGAUAAGAUAAGAGAUAAAAGAAAUGGUCGUGUCAUGUCACUGCAAGAUGCUCAACGAAUUGGUAUUGCGCGCAUUGACAAAAAAGGAAAGCAAAUGACGAAGACAUACUCAGUUUUCAGAUCGAACAUUCAAAAUGCUGUCACAAGAGGUGUUAUCGAUGCUCGUGGUGAAAAAUUAAGCUUGGAAGAUGCUGUUCGAGCUAAAUUGGUUGAUUUACAAAAUUUAACUUACCUCAAUCCAAAGACAGGUGAUGCCUUGACACUGGCACAAGCGGCAAACAUGGGUCUUGUGGAUGUUACUUUAUCGGAAACAUUACCAAAGGGUGUAUCUCACCCGGCAAGUGGAGAAAGGAUAUCAGUACAAAGAGCUAUAGAACUCGGUGUUAUAAAUCCGAAAACCGGUGAGGUGAAGAACCCGUUCACAAAUGAGAAAUUAGCUUGGUUAGAUAUCAUGAAACCGGUAUAUACAAGUCUUACAAUGGAAGGAGUGUACGAUCCAACAAAAGGAUAUGGAGUACCAGUGUUAACUGCUCUGACCGAAGGUCUCAUUGAUGCAAGUACAGGCCAAUAUUCAAACAUCAUUACAGCAGAGAUAAUAACUCUGAAGGAUGCUUCUAAUAAAGGUUUAAUUGAUGCUGAAACUUAUAAAGCCAUAACAGAACCUUUUCUAUUUGAUUACCGUACAAAAAGAAAACUUAAUCUAAUUGAGGCCGUCCAGAACAAACUAGUGGAUCCUAGAAACAAAACUAUUCAAUUUGAUGAACAGAUUAUUAUGCCUGUUUCUCGUGCAACCGCAGAGGGUAAAAUACCGAUGUUUAUUGGUGAGAAACUAAAACGCAUUGAUAAAAUGGCAUUCGCGGAAGCGUUGAGCAAAGGCAUGAUUGAUGUUGCGCAGAAUCAAUUUACUGAUUCCGAUUCGGGAAGGCAGAUGUCAAUUAAUCAAGCGAUUGAGGAAGGAUAUAUUGAUACCGGUAAUGUUGAAGCUUUGGAAGGUUCAGAUGAGCGAAAUUUGGCAAAUAUAUUGUUCAGGGAAGAAUUCGAUGAGAUUUCUGGACGAAUAAGGGAUAAUAAAUCAGGUCUUUAUUUGACCUUCAAAUCCGCUGUUGAUCGUGAUAUUAUUGACGGUGAUUCUUUAUUGCACGAUCUGGAAUCUAGCCAUACAAUGACAAUAAAGGAAGCAUUGAAUCAGGGACUUAUUGAUCCAGAUGGUAGAUAUGUUCACAUACGCACUGGAAUCAAAAUUACACUUAAGGAUGCCUUAGCAAGAGGUCUGAUCGCUUUGAUUGCAUCUCCUAUGCAAGCUGCUCAAGCGGUCACAGAAGCUGUGAAACGCCGUGAUGCUGAAGGCUAUAGGUUUAAAUUGGAGUCAGUAAAUGAAGGGAAAAUUGGGAGUGGCACACCACGCUAUAGGGAAGAGAUAACGGUCGGAAAGUUUUCAUCACCUCAUCGUCCUGAGCCUAGUCUCUCACGUCGAGUGAGAUCUAUCUCAGAAGCAUCACGAGGAAGUAGAGGACAAAGCCUAAUUGAUGACCCUCAGGCUAUGGCCGAUUUGCAGCACGAGUUUUUAGACAAUCUACGGGAACGCGGCUUCGAUGUUGAAGAAAAAGUGAUCGAACAUCCAGAAAACAAUUUACGAGUUUCAAUCCGUGAGGCUGCAGAAAGUGGCUUGUUAGAUGUUAUCACUGGCGAUAUCGUUCAUCCAACAAGUGGUCGGCGAUACUCAAUUCCGCGAGCGGUGCAUAUGAAAAUGAUGACUGCUGAUGCAGCCAAGCGAAUGAUGGAAACGUUGAAUAUCUGUGUGGAGGAGUUAGGACAGAUACCAUUAGUUGAAUCUGUUAGCGUUAGUCCUUCAGAAUCUGGAGUUAAAGUUUACACGAAAACUGUCAGUUGGCGUGGCCAGCCAUCUGAAUUGCGACAAACUACUGAUCCACUUGGGCCAUACACAACCUAUACAUCAUCGACAUCAUCCACAACGAUGCGAACUUCUGAUAUGUUUCCUCAGUAA
Molecule: messenger RNA, 10293 nt
Organism: Brugia pahangi
Lineage: Eukaryota; Metazoa; Nematoda; Chromadorea; Rhabditida; Onchocercidae
Source: the annotation of a GenBank genome assembly